UACAAUAACAGAGGGUGGGGCACAAGUGGGGCAGGUAUAUAAGGGGCACCCAGAUAGAGUACUGUCUUCCUACAGACUUGGUGCAUCUGGUUCUAGUAACAGAUUUAACUGCAGUGAGCGUGCUGUUACAGGAAUGGUCAUUCUCUCAGAGCAGGUGCCAGAUGAUGACUCAUUCUGCAAACCAUCUUUACCUCUAGGAUCAUCAGGUGAACUCCACAUCAACCCACAAUGUACAAGGCUGGAUACACAUAUCUGCUCACUAAGUUCUUACAGUGAAAGGUUGUCUUAUAUACCUAAUUCAUAUUUCCUUUGCAAAGAACAAGAUUUGGAACAAGCUCUCCCAAUUAGUUAUAACAGUUACAGUCUGGGAGUAGAAGGACAAUGGAUAUGUAGCACAGAUCUACUGCAGGAUUCGUCAUAUAAAAGAAGGCCAAGGCUGCUUCCACAUAGCAUCAAAAUGUACACGUUUAUUCCUCAUGACACAAAUGGCUUGCACGAAACAUCAGUACCAGCACUUCCUGGAGAUCCAUUUCAUUCCCCUCAAAAAAAGAACAUUAAGAGGCAUUUCAUGCUGAGAUAUCUGCAUCCCAAGAAGCGUGCUCUUCAGGCAUAUUUAUGGAAGCACAAAAGUUCCAAUUCCUUUACUUUCUAAUGUUUUGGGAUUUUUUUCAACUGUGAUUUUAUCUUAACUGAAUAUGGACUUUCAGAGGGGAAGAGAUGACAUUGACUGUCUUUAAUAGAAAAUAGUUUACUUUGAUGAAAUGGCUUAUUAUUCAUGUUGUUACAAUGGAUUCAUUUGAUCAAACAGCACAUCAUUAGGAUUUAUUUCUUCAAAAUAUAUAGUUCUUUUAAUUAGUCAUUUUUAUUUGAUGAUUAAGUAUACAAUUGGUACAUACAUAUAACAAUAAACCAUUUUCUGUG
Messenger RNA from Xenopus laevis (African clawed frog), 921 nucleotides. RefSeq lists its product as uncharacterized. The coding region runs from base 134 to 652 and encodes 172 amino acids. Lineage: Eukaryota; Metazoa; Chordata; Amphibia; Anura; Pipidae. The record is from RefSeq and is a predicted model, not a curated record. The transcript is spliced from 2 exons.